AUGGAUCCGUGCACUCAUUAUGACAGAGAAUGUGAUUACCUUGCUGCUUGCUGCCAAGAAUUUUUCCCCUGCAAAUUUUGUCAUGAUAAAGUAAAGUUUGAGGACGAGAAAGACAUUAAGAAGGCUCAUCGAAUGGCUAGAUCCGAUACAAUUCGAGUUCGCUGUCGGCAUUGCUCUUAUAUCCAAACACUCGAGCAAUCUUGUCAAAAUUGUGGAAUCUGCAUGGGAGCUUAUUUUUGUUCAAUUUGCCACUUAUAUGAUAUGCUUAUUUAAACAGCCUAUAUGCCUUUGUAAUUAAAAUUCUUUAAAAUUUCAAAUCAUUCUAAAUAGAAUAGUAAUUUAAGUAAGCAGAUUUAUCACUGUGAAAAAUGCGGAAUAUGUAGAGUUGGGCCAAAAGAAAAUUAUUUCCAUUGUGAUACUUGUGAAGCUUGCCUUGGAAUCGCCUUAAUAGAUGCUCAUACCUGCAGGCCUGGAAUGUUGAAAGCAAAUUGCGCAGUUUGUCAAGAAGAUAUGUUUACAAGCAGAGAACAGACGAUUUCUAUGAAGUGUGGUCAUUUCAUUCAUAGAAAGUGCUUGAAAGAAAUGAUUAAGAAUAAAUGCUAUAAUUGUCCUUUAUGUCUUAAAACUGUAGUUGAUAUGUCAAUGGUUUAUCAAGAAUUGGAUGAAGAAAUUGCACAGAAUGAAAUGCCUGAAGAGUAUACAGAUUUGGAGUUUUCCAUCUUGUGUAAUGACUGUUUAAAGUAAAAUCUAUGUAGGAGAUCAACUGUAAAAUUCCAUUUUUUAGGCAUGAAGUGCCCUGAGUGUGGAUCAUAUAAUACUGCAAGGAGUUAA
Blepharisma stoltei is the source of this 831-nucleotide messenger RNA. NCBI's taxonomy places the organism in Eukaryota, Ciliophora, Heterotrichea, Heterotrichida, Blepharismidae. The record is from the annotation of a GenBank genome assembly.